AAACAUGUGACCGCGGAUCGUUAUGAAGGGGAUUUUCUUGCAUGCAUUACCUUACUUGCUAAAGUUGAUUUUGACAAUGAGGAUCUAACGUACCAUAGACAAUAUUGUGUUGACCGAGGGCAAGGUUCUAGGCCAUGUCGUGCGUCAAAACGUUUUUAAAGAAGGGGGAUAAAAGGACGCUUAAAAGGUUGCCGUCUCCGAUCACAGUAUCCGAUCACAGUACCUGUAUCUAAAGCGUAAAUACAAAGUCGUGAAGCAGCAGAAUGGACGUCGGACCUCUAGUCGCCGCUGACUACACUGGCAUUAUUAUCACUUUGAUCAUUUUAGGAACAUGCUGGGAAAAUAUUCAGCUUAUCAAAGAUGUGCAGCUCAAGGUCGCAAUUCUGGCGUUUUUCAUCUGUUGGAUCAUCGCACUUUCUGUAAAUUGUUUCACUUGGCGCGCUCUUGGGGACGGCAAUAUCGAUGGUUUCCUGCGACUCAAUAUCGUAAAUUCAACCUUCUGGAACAUUGCGAUAUUGGCCCAAUCGUACUAUUCCGUGCGUCGAACGUGCAUGAUCUAUCACCUGUCUACCAAGCUCCAAAAUGCGAUUCCGGUUUCACUGAACAUCAUUCAAGCAGUCAUCCAAUUUACUGCCAUGGCGCUCUGGAACAUUGAUUUUAAACAGUACUAUGGAACGUACGCGUCCCCAGCAACCGGCAAAUCAGCAAUAGCCACAGUCUCCUAUAUCAUUCCGGCAGAAAUCAUCUACUUCAGUCUUCUGCAGAUCAAGAUUGCUCAAUGCGCCACCGCCUUCGAUCGCAACAGGAACUGGAGCAAGCUCGUAGCGCUCUGGUUGGAAGCAAUUGUCCGUGUUGCUCUCUACGUCGUCAUCAUAGCGUUGAGUUACACAACGGCGUCGAAUUAUAUUCCUCAGAUCACGUACUGGUCUUUCGUAAUGGUUUUGCCUGCGAUGAUACCCGUAAUAUUCUUGACAGACAUCAAUCGCUUCCAGAAGGCUCUGAAGAAUAGAAGCAACCACAAUGGCCCCAGCAGUCUGGAAUCCCAACGAAAGCCUUCCUCGGUAGGAAGGGAAGGUGAAUCAGUGCACAUUAAAGCUACGGCCACUGCGUCCGGGACCCAAAAUCACUAGAAGGCUGCCGGUCGGCGAGAUAAAGAUUGCGUGCAGAUAUUUGCAUGUGAUACACAUUCUACCUACGCUAGGUGCCAGAUGUUCGGCUAUAUCGUGGAUCAUGUCCGUAGACCCGCGUUGUUCAGAUCUAUAAAAGUUUGAAGUUUAUGAUGGGUCAAGGGUGCUAGAUACCACCUAGUUAAUGCUAGCUCUCAGUUGGGAUUGGAAAUAUACAAGUGACAUCCUACCGAA
Spizellomyces punctatus DAOM BR117 is the source of this 1361-nucleotide messenger RNA. RefSeq lists its product as uncharacterized. The coding region runs from base 264 to 1130 and encodes 288 amino acids. The record is from RefSeq and is a predicted model, not a curated record. Lineage: Eukaryota; Fungi; Chytridiomycota; Chytridiomycetes; Spizellomycetales; Spizellomycetaceae. The transcript is spliced from 2 exons.